Molecule: messenger RNA, 1889 nt
Organism: Epinephelus moara (kelp grouper)
Lineage: Eukaryota; Metazoa; Chordata; Actinopteri; Perciformes; Serranidae
Product: glutamate dehydrogenase, mitochondrial-like
Exons: 10
Coding region: 157-1617 (486 amino acids)
Biological process (GO): L-glutamate catabolic process
Cellular component (GO): mitochondrion
Molecular function (GO): L-glutamate dehydrogenase (NAD+) activity
Source: RefSeq, a predicted model, not a curated record
ACACGGAAUGCCAUUCCCCACUCGGCCAGAGGACGGGACACGGUGAGGAGCUGCUGUGUCGCUCAUUCUACCCCCUCUCCUGUCGUCACCCCCCAUUGUCCUUGUUGUUUAGUUGCCUUUUUGUUUGUUCGUCCACACGGUUAGCUAGUUUCAGUCAUGUAUCGGUAUUUCGGGGAGCUGCUGAGCCGCUCUGCGGGUAGUGCCCUGGCCUCGGGGUGCGUUGACUCCGCUCUCCCGGCUACCUCGUCCCUGAUGAGGGUCCGUCGCUAUGCCGACGCGGCGGACCAGCCCGACGACCCCAACUUCUUCAAGAUGGUCGAGGGCUUCUUCGACCGCGGCGUCAGCAUCGUGGAGGACAAGCUGGUGGAGGAUCUGAGGACCAGGGAGACCCCCGAGCAGAAGAGGAACCGUGUGCGGGGCAUCCUGCGCAUCAUCAAGCCAUGUAAUCACGUCCUGAGCGUGUCUUUCCCCAUCAGGAGGGAUAACGGAGAGUGGGAGGUGGUGGAGGGGUACCGCGCCCAGCACAGCCAGCACCGGACACCCUGCAAAGGGGGUAUCCGUUACAGUACAGAUGUGUCUGUGGAUGAGGUCAAAGCCCUGGCCUCUCUGAUGACCUACAAGUGCGCCGUUGUUGAUGUGCCAUUCGGUGGAGCCAAAGCUGGAGUCAAGAUCAACACCAAGAAUUACUCUGAUAAUGAGCUGGAGAAGAUUACCAGGAGAUUCACUAUUGAGCUGGCCAAAAAGGGUUUUAUUGGACCCGGCAUCGAUGUCCCGGCCCCGGACAUGAGCACGGGAGAGAGGGAAAUGUCCUGGAUUGCUGACACAUACGCCAACACCAUUGCACACACUGACAUCAACGCCCAUGCAUGUGUGACAGGGAAGCCCAUCAGCCAGGGAGGAAUCCACGGACGUAUCUCAGCCACCGGUCGCGGAGUUUUCCACGGCAUCGAGAACUUCAUCAACGAGGCGUCCUACAUGAGCAUGCUGGGCCUGACGCCCGGCUUCCAGGACAAGACCUUCAUCGUCCAGGGCUUUGGUAAUGUGGGUCUCCACUCUAUGAGGUACCUGCACAGGUUUGGGGCCAAGUGUGUGGGCGUCGGAGAGAUUGAUGGAUCCAUCUACAACCCAGAGGGCAUCGACCCCAAACAGCUGGAGGACUACAAGCUGGAACACGGCACCAUUGUGGGCUUCCCCGGAGCCAAACCCUACGAAGGAAGCAUUCUGGAAGCUGACUGCCACAUCCUGAUUCCUGCUGCCGGAGAAAAGCAGCUCACACGUGCCAACGCCCCCAGGAUCAAGGCCAAGAUCAUUGCCGAAGGUGCCAACGGUCCCACCACCCCAGACGCUGACAAGAUCUUCCUGGAGAACAAUGUCAUGGUUAUUCCUGACAUGUACCUGAAUGCUGGAGGUGUGACAGUGUCUUAUUUCGAGUGGCUGAAGAAUCUCAAACAUGUCAGCUAUGGAAGACUGACCUUCAAAUAUGAGAGGGACUCAAACUACCACCUGCUCAGUGAGUACAAGGCUGCUCUUUGUUUCCUCUAUAACCUGCAGACAGACCAGAGUGUGCUGAGGUCAUACAACACAAUCAGAAGAUACAUUAUCGUAACAUUUCUGUGACACAUUCUGAAACAAUAUAUAAACACCAAAACAAAUUUCCCCUGCAUGCAUGAGCACCAAUGUUUAUAAGAAUCUCCCCAUACGCUAUUAAGUCGCCAUGUCAAGGCAUCUAUAUUGCUAUAAACUGAAAAACUGCAAAAUAAAACUCACACACAAGCCAGGGGAAACCCUGCCUUACAAACUAAAUACAAAUCAGAAAACAAUAUAUAAUAGAUCUUACAACCCAAUUACAUAUUCCUAAAAUAAAGUAGUAGGAUAAAGCUUUAAGAAUC